Messenger RNA from Saxophila tyrrhenica, 570 nucleotides. RefSeq lists its product as uncharacterized. The transcript has a single exon. The record is from RefSeq and is a predicted model, not a curated record. The coding region runs from base 1 to 570 and encodes 189 amino acids. NCBI's taxonomy places the organism in Eukaryota, Fungi, Ascomycota, Dothideomycetes, Mycosphaerellales, Extremaceae.
AUGCGUGAAGAGCGUGCGAAAAGGUCUUUGUUAUUGGCCCAGCCUUUCGAGGCAGCCAACGUGCUGGAAGUCCACGACGAGAUGGAAGGGACCGGAUCCAGCAUCAACAAAGUCUGGCACUGGACACUCAAAACCGUGACAAAACCACGUUCAGACAGCCUCGAUGCAGCAGAGCAAGGCCGGGCGACGACCGUCGAAAACGAAAGCAUACCAGCUCACGACGAACGCACCCCUCUCCUCUCCACCAAAGCGAUUCCAUCCGACCCAUCCGAUACCACCCACAACAAGUCCCGAUGGAACUCCCUACACCUCCCCCACCUCAACCUCAUCCAGCUUACCUAUGGAACGCUCUUCGCACCCGUGUACGCAGUCUUGGCUCUCCUGCCUCUGCUCCCCUUCUGGAUCUUUGCAGCUUUUCUGGUCUAUCUGGUCGGUACGACGGCGAGCGAGAGUUUCUGGAUGUACUGUGGAUGCUUGGCCGUGUUGCUGCCCUUCAAUCUUAUUGGUACGGCGGUCAUUGUGAGGAGGGUGUGGAUGGAUUUGUAUGGGGAGGGAGACGGUGGGCCGUGA